Molecule: messenger RNA, 1832 nt
Organism: Pocillopora verrucosa
Lineage: Eukaryota; Metazoa; Cnidaria; Anthozoa; Scleractinia; Pocilloporidae
Product: alpha-2-macroglobulin receptor-associated protein
Biological process (GO): regulation of receptor-mediated endocytosis
Cellular component (GO): endomembrane system; endoplasmic reticulum
Molecular function (GO): heparin binding; receptor antagonist activity; low-density lipoprotein particle receptor binding
Source: RefSeq, a predicted model, not a curated record
GCUGAGCUCCGCAAGAGUUGGGUUUGUGCAGAUCAAAAAUAUUCACAAUGAUAUUUCCAGUGUUUCUUGUCUCCUUUCUCCUGAUCGCUCAGAAUAAUGCUCUUACUGGUAGAGGAAGAGAUAAAGACAGCCCAUUUCGAAUGAACAAGCUCAAUAUUGUUUGGCAGAAAGCUCAAAAGAAGAUGUCCGUACAAAAGUUGGCUGACUUACGCCGUUUACUAGAGCUACAAGACAGGGCUGAAAUAAAAUGGAAGGAUGUAAAAGCCUACGGAGGAGACGAAGACGGGGAAAUGGAGGCCACGUUGAGAAGAAAGUUUUACCGAAUACUGGAGCAGUUUGGCUUGGAGAAACAUUUUGAUGGGGUGGAUGAGGGAAACGAAAUUCGUGACAACAAAGCCAGCCGUGGCGUUUUCGGUGAUAAACGGUUGAGUGAACUUUGGGAAUCUGCCAAGAAACACGGCAAAUUUAACUCUGAGGAACUUGGUGAUCUUCAAACUGAAUUUAACCAUCACAGAGACAAGCUGAAAGAAUACAACCGCCUUCUCAAAAUCUUGGUAGACCAGGAUGAAAUCUCAGAAAAUUCAGUUUUCUCAAAAGCAAAUUUCAAGGAAGAAGAACUUAAGAAAUUACGAGAUAAACUUCAAGAUACCCAUGCCUCCCUGAGCGAUAGCUUUGCAAAACUGAAGGAGAAGGCAACAGGAGAGAAUGUGCGAGGAGAAUUCCAUGACCCUCGUGUGAGUGAGUUGUGGGAGAGAGCACAGAAAGCAAAAUUUACCGAAGAGGAACUGGAUUCCAUUAAGCAAGAGUUGUACCAUUUUGAUCACAAGAUAAUGAAACACAAACAUUUCAGAAAAGAAGCUGAUGAGUCUCGUCGUCUUGUUGAUGAUGGUCAGCACCAUUUUAAAGAGAAGCACGAAAAACUGGCAAAGAAGGCAGAAGAACAUGGAAAAUGGGUAAAGAAAAUGCACUCCACAUUGAUGGACAAAUUGGCUGCAAAGAGCGAGUUGUAGUUAACUGCAGUUAGUCCCACUCUAGUCUGCUUGCUGUUAUGUUAUCACUAAAAGUUAACUCUUUAACUUCCAUGAGUGACCAAGACAGAAUUUCUCCUUACAAUAUCAAUACAAUAUCAACCAGAUAGGUGAUGAGAGUAAAGAAAAAUAUCAAUUUGGGGAUAACAAGCUGAUCCAAUACUAAAUUCUCUGAACCAACUUUAUAAGAAUUGUAUGGUUGACAUUUAGGAGAAUUACAAAUUUGAUCUGGGAGUUAAAGGGUUAGGGCAGGGCAGAAUGCUGAAACCUAAAUUAUUUUAGCUAAUAAUUAAAAUAGAUGCAGGGGGUUAGUUUCGAAAGGAACUGUUGUGCUGGGUUGGUGGGGGAUAUAACAAAGAAUUUUGUUUUAUCAACUGAUUUGGCAAUGUAAAUUGGCCACUGACAUCUUAAAAUGUCAGCUUAAGAGACUCUCCACAGAGGCUAAUUUACAUGUAUCAUUUAUCAACUCAGUACAUAAGACCAAAUUAAGUAGUUACCUAUCAGCAAAAUUUGUAUUUUUGUAAGAAAAAACUUUAGAACAAGUAAACUGUUGAUAUAGCGAAAUAAAUUGUACCCCAGAAAAGCUCUUUAGGCAAGACCUCUCUUCAAAAGGUUAUUCUGCAUGCUUUUUUGUUAAAUUUAGAUUACCUCAGUGUGUAACCUGUUAUCAAACAUCAUAACAAAAACUAUGCUCCUGUGUUUUUUUAAAUUGCAUGUAGAAGGAAGUGUUUCCCCAUUCUAAAAUCAUAAUGAACAAGUUGUGUAGAAUAGAGAUUUGGUUUUGAAAGCUCAUUGAGUUGGAGG